GGGAAUCCCUCUUUUUCUCCUGGAUUUGUGGAUGCACCGAUGAGAGAUCCAGCCUUCCCAGGGACUGCCAUGGCUUACCACCCCUUCCACGCUCCCCGGCCGGCCGACUUCCCCAUGUCCGCUUUUCUCGCCGCCGCUCAGCCCUCCUUUUUCCCCGCUCUGGCUCUGCCCCCGGCGGCUCUGGCCAAGCCCAUGCCGGACCCAGGGCUGGCCGGGGCGGCCGAGGCCGGGCUGCACGUCUCGGCUCUGGGCCACCACCACCAGGCAGCCCAUCUGCGCUCCCUCAAGAGCCUGGAGCCCGAGGAGGAGGUGGAGGACGACCCCAAAGUGACGCUGGAAGCCAAAGAACUUUGGGACCAAUUCCACAAGCUGGGCACCGAGAUGGUGAUCACCAAAUCCGGGAGGAGGAUGUUCCCCCCGUUCAAGGUGCGGGUGAGCGGCCUGGACAAGAAGGCCAAAUAUAUUUUGCUCAUGGAUAUAGUUGCGGCCGACGACUGCCGGUACAAAUUCCACAACUCCCGCUGGAUGGUAGCCGGAAAGGCCGACCCGGAGAUGCCCAAACGCAUGUACAUCCACCCCGACAGCCCGGCCACCGGGGAGCAGUGGAUGGCCAAACCCGUUGCCUUUCACAAACUCAAGCUCACCAACAACAUCUCGGACAAACACGGCUUUACCAUUCUGAACUCCAUGCACAAAUACCAGCCCCGCUUCCACAUCGUGAGGGCCAACGACAUCCUCAAGCUGCCCUACAGCACCUUCCGCACCUACGUGUUCCCCGAGACCGACUUCAUCGCCGUCACCGCCUACCAGAACGACAAGGUAGGGCCAGCAGCACCCGACCCCAAUCCCUGUACCGACCCCCAGCCCCACACACCAACCCGAGCUCCUGCACCCCAUCCUCUACCCCUUUUUGGGUCUGUUUUCACGAUGCUGCCCAACCCCAGUUGGGCUGCUGACAUAGAACGUUUUGGGCAGAGAGGCAAAAAGGCAGCAACAGGAGAACGGUUGGAGCCCAAACCCUCAAAGCAGGCACUCUCCAUAUUACUAUUAUUAUUACCGCUGUAACAACGAUUCCUACUAUUAAUUUCCCCCCUCAGCAGCACCUUCCAUGCACGGAUAGCCUCUUGCAGAAGGUGCCACGGAAGAGCCAAAAAAUCAGAGCUGGAGAAGCCCAUUUCAGUCACUUUCUGUGAUUCAGCGAUUGUCACCCAUUGAGCCGUGGGGGGGCGCGGCCCCUCGGAGGGCUCCAUGCGCGCGUGUGUGCCUUAACCCAAAAGCUGACCCCCACCUCCCCCCCCUCGGCUGCUGAUGCUAAUUGACAGCUCUGUCUGAGGGUCCUGGUGGGCUUGUUUCCCUCGUAAAGUUUAUGACGAAGAGUCACAAUCGAUUAACGAGCACUCUGUCUGCCCGCCUGCCGCACGCUGCCUGCCGGUGGGCUCCGUCGGGCGGUCGGGGGCCCCGUCGGGCCGGGCCAUGCAUUUUUAAAGCGUCCCUCUCGGGGCCGUGUUUCAGAGCCAUGCAUUAUUGAGCGUCCUAAUGUCGCCGGCCCCAGCAGUCCGUCGCGGGGAGGGAUAAGAAUAGCUUUUAACCAGCGCAGCGCGGCUCAGUCGCCAUCUUCCCUCCGGGGGGCCGUGAAAAAUAACUUCCUAUCAUUAAGACGCUAUUAAUAAUUCAGGCGAAACCUCAGCAUCAUUUUUAAUAAAGCAUGUGCUGUGUUAAAGCGGGGACGCGGCGCGUUUCGCAACGUGCGCCGUGCAUCCCCCGCCCCGGCCGCGACCCCCCGACGGCCCCGAAGGGACGGAUGGGUCUGAGGGCACCGCAGGGGCGGGCAGGGGGCGCCGGC
Meleagris gallopavo (turkey) is the source of this 1843-nucleotide messenger RNA. Lineage: Eukaryota; Metazoa; Chordata; Aves; Galliformes; Phasianidae. The record is from RefSeq and is a predicted model, not a curated record.